This is a messenger RNA of Cryptomeria japonica (Japanese cedar), 1503 nucleotides long. RefSeq lists its product as uncharacterized. The record is from RefSeq and is a predicted model, not a curated record. NCBI's taxonomy places the organism in Eukaryota, Viridiplantae, Streptophyta, Pinopsida, Cupressales, Cupressaceae. The transcript is spliced from 10 exons. Gene Ontology annotation, molecular function: serine-type exopeptidase activity; dipeptidyl-peptidase activity. Gene Ontology annotation, biological process: proteolysis. The coding region runs from base 1 to 1503 and encodes 500 amino acids.
AUGGAAUUCUAUCCAUUGAAGUUUAGAUUGCUGUGUAUAGCUCUUCUAGUGAUGUGUUGCUUUCUGGAGGGAGGCUAUUCUUUGGGAGUUGGUGGGCACACAGGGAUUCCGGGAGCAAUUCUCAACAAGAAUCGACUGCGCGGUGGCUUUCUGGAGAAGUUAAGGAGAUCUCGAAUAACUCAUUCUUAUGUUACAAGUCUAAGUAAAGCUUCGUACGAGGAAUACAACUAUACUCAAGUUCUGGACCAUUUUGGGUACACGCCAGAGAGCUAUCAAACGUUUCCCCAACGAUAUUUCAUAGACAAGUCCAAUUGGGGCGGCCCUCAAACUAAUUCUCCCAUAUUUGUAUUUUUGGGUGCGGAAGGAAACAUUGCAUAUGACGUCGGGUACGUUACGAUAGACCAGGUUGCUGACUUCAAGGCUCUUGUGGUCUACAUAGAGCACCGUUACUACGGGACGUCAAUGCCAUUCGGGGGAAAGGAGGCUGCGUAUGCGAAUGCAAGCACAAGGGGUUAUUUCACAUCCACGCAGGCCUUGGCCGAUUAUGCGACCUUCAUUGUUAAUUUGAUGAAAACAUUAAAGGCGGAGAAUUGUCCAGUAGUUGUGUUUGGUGCCUCCUAUGGUGGAAUGUUAGCUGCAUGGUUUCGCCUCAAGUAUCCGCACAUAACAAUCGGCGCCCUUGCAGCAUCUGCACCUAUCCUUUCCCUCUACGACGUCGCUCCCACUUAUGGAUAUGACAGCGUUGUCGCAAAAGAUUUCAGAAAUGUCAGCGAUAUCUGCUACAAAAGAAUUAAUGAAUCGUGGGAUAUGAUGGACAAAAUCGCGUCUAGCCCUCAAGGCUUGCUGACCCUAAGCAAACUAUUUAAUACUUGCGAGAAUAUUACGGAUAAGGAGGCCCUUUACGAUGAUCUGGAAUCAAUGUACCGGGGCGCAGCACAAUACGAUUUCGAAGGAGUUAAAGGAAUCUGCAAUGCCAUCAAUAGCCUACCCGGAGAUGCAAACACUGUUAGCAGAAUAGCUGCUGCAGCAAAUUACUCAUUCGAAGGCCAAUGCUUGGAUUUGAGUCCAUUUAAUGAUACUGAAUUUGGAUGGGAUUGGCAGACUUGCACUGAAAUGGUGCUCCCAUUCAGCGAUCCUCCUGGCACGACAAUGUUUCCGCCCUCCAGCUUUGAUAUCAAGUCAUUUUCCAGAGAAUGCUAUCUGAAAUACGGUGUACUGCCACGCCAACACUGGGCUACAACAGAAUUCGGAGGACACGACAUAAAAAGAGUGUUGAAAGAAUUUGGAAGCAAUAUCAUUUUCUCCAAUGGGUUAAGAGAUCCAUGGAGCAGUGGAGGUGUGUUGGCGAAUAUUUCUGAAAGCAUUGUAGCUAUUACCACCCAAGAAGGAACACAUUGCCAAGAUAUUGUUCUAAGUGACGGUGACGAUCCCGCCUGGUUGAAAGAGCAAAAACAAAAAGAGAUAAUGAUUGUCCAAAAAUGGAUCAACGAUUAUAAAAACUAA